AUGACUCAAUCAGGACUGUGCAAGAAGUACAGUGUACAUGGCACUCCUGUCUUCCCAUCAAAGAAAGGGCCUCCUGCCAAAAACAAGCCAUUGCCAGUAAUUCUUGCUACUAGAUCUAAUACAAAAUUUGGGACAGAUCAAUGCAUCUCUUCAAAGUCUGGUGGAAAGAUGAGGCAUGAAAGAGAAAAACAUCAUCAGGCUGCAAGCAGGCCUCUAAAUAAUGACAGUGUGGAUAGUUACACCGCAAAGCUGUCUGAUGAUGCACUAGUUGGGAUCAAACUCCCACCCGUUAAGAUGCAGCCGUUGAUAACUUCAACUACUUCAAAUGUGGACAAGAAGUCGACAUUUGAUCAACAAUCAAGACGCUUUGUCUUCAGCCCUCCUGACAUCAUUUUAGAUGAUAAAAAUGGAGAUAAUUUGAAACACAAGAAAUUUGAUUUCAGCGAGCCCACUAACCUUGUUGGUUCAACAACAUCUUAUACACCUCCAUCACUGCCUUCAACAUCUCAUCUUGGUCAUUCUCAAGAAGAUAAGCCACCUCUUGCAAUCUCUUCUUCAUCAUUGCAACAUAGUCUGCCAGGCCCUAGCACAUUCACGCAGGCUGAUUUUUUCAAACAACCCCUCUCUCAAUCUUCUAAUUUCUGCAACCUUUCUACAAGUACUCACAUUACAAGGCAGACACCUCCAAAAAUCAACAUGAAAGCGUUCGUAGAAGAUGAAUUGAAGAGUAGUGGAGAUCAAAUGGAAAAGGAAAAACCAAUUGAAUCAUCAUCGAACAUGUCAUCUUCUACAUCUUCAUCUUCUGCAUCAUCAUUAUUCACAUCAUCUGUAUCAUCAUCAUCAUUUACAUCAUCAUCUACAUCAUCUUCUUCCUCGUGUGCACCAUCUUUUUCAUCUCCAAUCAGCAAAAACGUAACAACGGAUAGUAUUCCAUUAUCUGUUAUGUUCAAGCCACCAACUGACCAAUGGAAAUGCCCGAUGUGCUUUGUACUGAAUAGCAACAGUUUGGCUGCAUGUUCAUGCUGCGCAACCGCUAAACCUCAGUCCACUUUACUAGCAAAUUCCCCAGCACUGUGUACAGCGCCAACACUUGUGCCACCAGUUGUGUCACCAUCUUCCUUAGCACCACUGAAACCAAUCCCUCUGAAUGAGCUGUUCAAACCAUUGUCGUCUGACAAAUGGUCAUGUCCUACUUGCAUGGUAUCCAACAAGUUGUCUGACCUUGUGUGUUUGUGUUGUGGAGAGCAGAAGCCACCAUCAUCGUCUCUCACAUCUUCAUCAUCUCUCACAUCAACAACAUCGUCGUCUCUCACGUCAUCAACAUCUCUCACAUCAACAACAUCACCAUUUCUCCCAUCAACAUCAACAACUUCAACUCCUAAUCCUGCAUUGCCUACCACUUUCAAUACAACUUCAAACUGGAAUGGGACAAAUAUACAGCCCACAAAACCUGGUGACAUGUGGAUUUGUGCGGAAUGUUACGUAAAAAACAAAAGUUCGGACAUGACAUGUUUGGCGUGUGAGUCCAGAAAGCCAGGAAUGUCAAACAAUGAUGGUUCACUUGUGUCACAAGCUGAUGCCAAAACACAGCAAAUAACUAUCAACACAAAUGGAGGAUUCUCAUUCAAAGGAAAUCUUGGUGUUGAUGGUUCUGCACCAUUCAACCCUGCAAGUUUUGGAAGCAAUCUAGUAAAUAAUGUAAAAGAUAAGGAAAUUAAUCAAGUCACCUCCAGCAAAAUAACUGGUGGUUUCAAACCAUCUUUCCAGCAGACGAGUAAUUUACUAACGUCCAUGCCUUCAACCACCAACAAUAUUUUUGGGGGUUUUAAAUUCGGAUCUACAGCUCUACAAUCUCUCCCCCUUACAAACACCGUUGCAACAACUUCGGCUGCCAUUAUCUCCUCAUCAGCACCAACGUUAGUAUCUCCACCCAGCACAACCACAGUCUCAGGGGGCAGUGUUCUGUCUUUUGAAGCUAAAAAUGAAAUUCAAAAGUUUGGCUCCAUUGCAACGGUCACUACAAGUUCCACAGCGUUCCCGCUGUUUGUUUCUUCAGGGUCCAACUUGACUUCACUGACGACAACAACAACAGCUGCACCAUCUAGUAAUGUCUUUGGCAACUUUUCCAUCAAUUCUACAAAAUCUGACGCAAUUGCUAUUAAAUCAUUGUUUGCCGUCAAUUGCAAUGCAAUGCCAUCGUCUUCAGCUUCAUCUUCUAAUUUUGCAUCAAUAGUAACAACUGCUGUGCCUAAUAUUUUCAAGUUUGGUAACUCAUUAUCAACUGUGCCACCAUCUUUUGUUACAUCUUCGUUUUCAACACAACCGACAGUCACUUCCAACAAAACUUCUCUAGCAUUUGGAAGUAAUCAAUCAUCACAAGCGCAGCCCCAAUUCAAUUUUGGUUCAUUUGCAAAUUCACAACAGAACACUUUUGGUCAAUUAUCGUCAAGUGCAGUUGCUUCCUCAGCGCCCACACCAGUGUUCACCUUUGGACAGCAGAAUGCUGCAUCACUCUUCAACCAACCACAGCACACAGUUCCACCCGCUCAUCUCCAAAAUACUUCAUUUGUAUUCACAUCUAAAGAAAACACAACGAAUUUCUCUUUUAAUGCUGCCGCAAACAACAGUGUUUUUGGAGGAGGUGCAGCACAGGCAACUUUCUUUGGCACAAACAGGAAAAGCAUCAGUGAUGAUAUGAUGGCAGAUAAUGAUUCUGCUCUCAGCAGCAACAACAACAACCAACAACUACAACAACAACAGCAGCAGAACUCAAUUUUUGGAUCUUCCAACAUUAGUUCUGCUAACACGGGCUUCAACUUUGGAUCAUCAUUGCAAGCACCAGCGUUUGCUCCACAGCCGCCUGCCAUCUUCACAUUUGGACAGCCCCCACUACAGCCAGCCUGGAAUGAGCAACCAACCUUCAACUUUACUGGAUCAAAUAGCAUUGGCAACAUAUCAUUCAAUGCGGGGACAGCAUUGAAUGCAUCAGCAAGCUCCAACGUAUCCAACAGGGUCAUCAAAAAGGCUGCCAGGAGAACGACCAGGAGAUAGGAGUUGAUAUAUAUAUAUAUUAUGCAUUACGAAAAUUUUAUUAAAUGAUAACGUUUAUUUGGUUCUGUAGUAUUAAUUGUAAUAUCAAAGAUAAAUGUUGAUUGUCGUUAAGAACUUUAAUACAUUAGGUUUUUAAUUCAAAUUUUGUUGAUCAUAAUUUAUUUUAACGCAAAAUUGUGUAUGUAUGUGUACGUCAUUCGAUACAUAUGCCGACCUGAUGCUUGCGGUACUCCAUGCACGCUUUAACUUUUUUGUUUUGCUGAUUGCAUUUACCAUCAGAUUUGAUUUUAGGUGACUAACACGAAUUUUUUUGAUUAAUGAAGUA
This is a messenger RNA of Helobdella robusta, 3376 nucleotides long. RefSeq lists its product as hypothetical. Gene Ontology annotation, cellular component: nuclear pore. NCBI's taxonomy places the organism in Eukaryota, Metazoa, Annelida, Clitellata, Rhynchobdellida, Glossiphoniidae. Gene Ontology annotation, biological process: RNA export from nucleus; protein import into nucleus. Gene Ontology annotation, molecular function: structural constituent of nuclear pore. The coding region runs from base 1 to 3051 and encodes 1016 amino acids. The transcript has 15 exons. The record is from RefSeq and is a predicted model, not a curated record.